Messenger RNA from Camelina sativa (false flax), 1066 nucleotides. RefSeq names its product large ribosomal subunit protein eL20z. The record is from RefSeq and is a predicted model, not a curated record. NCBI's taxonomy places the organism in Eukaryota, Viridiplantae, Streptophyta, Magnoliopsida, Brassicales, Brassicaceae.
UUUUAGGCAAAAAAAAAAAAAGGAAAAAAAGACUUAAUUUUUUUCUUUCUUUCUUCCGCUCUCUACGCAUUUAGCACGCUGACGACGAAGUUGAACAAGCAGCAGAACCACCAGAAGAAGACGAAGCACGACGACUCUCUCUCUCUCUCUCUCUCUCUCUCUCUCUCUCUCGCAUCUAUAUCUUUUGAUACGUGAUUCAUCUGCCCUCUUCUCUUUCAAUCAAUCUCCUCUCUAGAAAUUAUAUAACCUGGUUAGGUGAGUUCGUCGUUUUCAUUUUACUUUCCGGAACGAUCUCCGAGAGCUGGAUUCAUUCUUUUGAUGGAUUCGAACUGCUUUUUAUAGACUUCUUCAAUAUAUAGACAAUUUUAAGAUUGAGCUUUUGACAUUCAUCAACGCUCGUCUACAUAUGGGGGAAACUGUUAAAGAGAGUGGAGAUGCAAGUUCAGAGCUGGUAAAAUCCAUUGGUGAUAAGCAUGCCAGUCUAGUCAGACCAGCUGCUAAAUAUUACUCUGCUCUUAAAGAUGCUAUGGUUUGUGGGAAAGGAAGAUAUACACUUGUAAAAGAUGUGGACGAGGUAGAAAGUGGAGCUUAUUAUGACAAACCUCUUCCUUGCUUUGGUUGUGGCAUCGGAUGGUUCUCCUUUCUCCUGGGGUUUUUGUUCCCUUUCUUGUGGUACUACGCGACAUUUCUCUAUUUCGGAAACUACUACCGCAAGGAUCCUAGAGAAAGAGCUGGCCUUGCUGCUUCCGCAAUCACUGCGAUGGGAUUCUCCCUCUUGCUACUGGUGAUUCUUGUUUUCAGGUGGUUCUAAUGGGUUAUUACUUAUACCGUCGUCAUCAUAUACCAUAAUCUUGAGAUAUAUAUAAUGAAAGUCCCAUACUGGCCAAAAGGAAUAGAGGAUGGACUUAGAUACUUGUCUGUACAUUCGUAUAUAAACCCUAUAAUACCUCAUCUUUUUACUCAAGCUCUGUAUCAUUUUCUUCUCGCAAUAUGCAAUUUUUCUUGGUACAAAGAAAAGAGAAAAAUAAAUAAAUAAAUAAAUAAGCAAAAUGGUUGUCUUUCUUGA